CACUGAUCAGUAUAUCAUAACAACAGGAAACAUAAAUGGCGAAGUGGAUAUAACGAGCAGUUCACAUGUUGACAAUUUUGUGCGUAUGCGCAGACGAGGCGCAGGUCGCGUCCAGGCUUUUCAAUACCUAAAUUGAUGUUCUGGGCAUGCGUGAAGAGUCCUGCUGCGGGCUACAGCCAGUCCAGCAUAGUGAAUGGAAACCAGCUCGUUUCGUUUUCAGUCGGGGGCUUUCGGGUGCGGAUGUGGUCUGGGCAGUGAUCCUGGGUGUACUGCGGCAGACGUGUUGAAUUGAUUGACAGCUCCUCCUCUCCCACUCCCGACACCAGCCAUGGAGGUCGAGGCAGUUGCCGUGGGCAACCUGAUCGAUUUCGACUUGUCCCCAUGUCCCGAGGGGGCGCCGGGUGCCCCAGCUGGCGCUCUUGCCGGCAUGGACUUCCAGCAGCCCCUCCUCCCCGAGCCGCUGGCCCCCGCCCUGGGCUCUGACGCCCACCGCGACGACGGCAGCGCGGGCGACCGCGGCAACGACAGCGAGGCGACUGAGUCGGCGGACAGCGAGAACGAGGGAGCAGAAUCUCCCUCCCACCCCUGGGGCUCCUCCCGCCGGUCCUCCUCGUCCAGUCACAGCGCAGAAGAGGAGGGCGGAGCCGAGGUGGCGGAGUGCAAGGAGUUCAUGAAAGCCUACGUGGAGAAGGUGUUCCACGGCAGGGAGGAGUUUGAGCAAGAGGAGAAGGCUCGCUUUGGAGAACUGUGCAGCGGAGAAAAUGCAAAAGGACGGGAGUGGUUCGCCAAGUACGUCAGUGCACAGCGCUGCAACUCCAAGUGCGUGUCAGAGCAGACCUUCUACCGGCUGGUCCAGUCAUUCGCCGUCGUUCUCUUUGAGUGCUACCAGAUGGAUGACUACAGCCCAGCCAAAAACCUGAUGACGAUGUGCUUCACAUACUACUACAAAGGCAGGUGCCAGCUGUCCCCCACGGAGCUCCUGGAGCGCCCGGCGAGCGGCAUCGACUCGUACCUGCGCAGCGCCAACUCCUGGCUGUCGGGCAAGAAGGACAUCGCCGAGCGGCUGCUGAAGAACACCUCCGCCAAGACCGACGUCAAGGGCUUCUUCGGGGGCCUGGAGAGCAAGCUGAGAGGUCCCUCCGCACGCAAGGCCGGAGAUGCAGAAAGCCCGGCCGAAGAAAAGCCCAAAACGCCCGUGUCUCCCGAGUCUCCUGAUGAAAACAAGGGGGAGAAGAUCUACCUGUACACACACCUGAAGCAGCAGCCCAUCUGGCACACCUUGAGGUUCUGGAACGCUGCGUUUUUCGAUGCUGUCCACUGCGAGAGGAAAAAGAGGUCACCAACAACGAGGCGGACGGCUGAGGAAGAGAAAGGAGAGAGAGAGAAAUGGUGUCACAUGACCCAGGAGGAGAAAGACGACAGCUCGAGGUUCAAUGAGAACAUCACCUUCGGCCAGCUCGGGACGUUUACACACAACAUGCUGGCCUUCGGUCUCAGCAAGAAGCUCUGCAACGAUUUCCUCAAGAAACAGGCAGUCAUCGGGAAUCUGAAUGAAGAACAGUACAAGCUGCUCAGUGACCACAUUGAGCAGAUGGCUGCAGAGUGAUGUGGACUUAUCUGCUCAACCUCUGAAGACCACUUGCUUAUCCCUGCUUAUCUCCUCUUCCCCCUACUCAAGCCUGCUCACCUCCACUUUACCCUGCUCAACCCUGCUCACCUCCAGUUCCUCCUGCUCACCUCCACUUCUUCCUGCUCAAUCCUGCUCACCUUUACUUCCUCCAACUCACCCCCUUGUUCCUCCUGCUCAAAGCUGCUCAUCUCCACUUCCCCCUGCUCAAGCUUGCUUACCUCCACUUCCUCCUAAUCCCCUCUUAUUCCUCCUGCUGAACACAUACUCACCCCCUCUUCUCCUGCUCAAGCCUGCUCACCUCCACUUCUUCCUGUUCACCUCAUCUUCCUUCUGCUCAAAUCUGCUCACCUCCACUUCCUCCUGCUGAAGCCUGCUCACCUCAUCUUCCUCCUGUUCAAACCUGCUCACCUCCACUUCCUCCUGCUGAAGCCUGCUCACCUCCACUUCCUCAUGCUCAAGCCUGCUCACCUCCUCUUCCUCCUGCACAAACUGCUCACCUCCACUUCCUCCUGCUCAGUUCUGCUGACCUCCACUUCCUCCCGCUUUGCUUUACUUCCUCCUAUUCCCCUCAGCUUUCCCCUGUUCAUCUCCAUUUCCUCAAAGUCAUGACUGCUCAUCUUCACUUCCGCUCCCUCUUUGCUGGUCUUCUCCACCCCAUGUACGUCAACACCGCUCGCUCCCGCUUCCUCUGGGUCAGCUGCUCACCUCUACUUCCUCCUUCCUAUGUCUUCCUCCUGUGAUACACCUGCGACCUGACCAGCCCUGUUCCUCAGUGACACAUAGCAGCAGUCCUGAGGUAGGGGAAGGGGGAAGAGAGAGAGAGUUUUGUUUGAGGGGUGACUGUUUUUUUUUCAGGUGAUAGCAGCUCACACAGUGUUCCAAGUAUGAAUCUGACUAAAGCUUGUAGGACAAUUCCUCCUCCUUAAGGCAGUGCCCCCAACCUUGUGGCAGCUUUCCACAUGCCCUAACUUUAUCACCCACCCUCCCCCCCCUCCCGCCCCUAACUGACACGCUGAAGCAUGAGAUGAUUUGAUACUGACUGCAAGUUGUUACAAUUGCAAGGUCACCUGAUGAAUCCGUCCAAUCCCAAUUAGGUGUUUUUCUCUCCCUCUCUCUUCUGACUGGUGGAUACGUGUGCAUUGGGUUUUGGGUGAGAACUACCCCCUCCUCAAUGUGUCAUGCUAUGGAAAAGGCACUGUAUGUAUUUAAGUCAUUUUUGUUAUGGUUAUUAUCAGUACUCCAAUGUGUUUGUUAUCAGCGGAACGCAUGCAAAAAGAGCCACUUCGUUCUGUUCAAAGUGCCUUUGAUGCAUCAGAAGGUACCUCUUUGUAGAGUUAUUUUAGAUGCAAGCUUCAGUGUUAAAAAGGAUGGAUCCUCCUCCUCCUGUUGACUGGUGAUUGAAAGUGAACGCAUCUUUAACAGUGGAACAAUGAGUCCUAUCUCCUUUUUUCCUGUGAGCGAGUGAGUGGGGCAAGUGAGCAAGUGAAUGAGUGAGCGAGCGAGUGAGAGUGCGUGCGUGCACGCCUGCCCAUGGUAAUUUUGCCAUGUAUCCAUGUGUUAUGCAAAAAAGACACAAUUCUUGGUGGAGCAUGCAUAGUGUAAUUGCGGAAAUCAGCCCACUAGGGGCCAGUAACAGCACUUCUCAGAGUAGCCCAUUAAAACUGUGGGUUCAUACUUUUCAAAUAUCGGACCUGCAUUCUCUGCUCCUCCAUCUUUGAGAAGCAAAGGCACUUAUGUAAUGUACAUGUGCGUAUUCUUUAGUGUGUACAUGUGUUAACAAAGAAAGGAAAUAUAAUCAUUUUUUGUGCUCUGAUGGCUCUUGCAAUAAUCUUGGAUGGGUUAAAGGGAUGAACUGUUUUCUUACUUGUUUAUUUAUUAGUAGUAAUAAAAUUGAUUUAUAUGUAUCUGCUGUACCUGUCUAAUGUGUAUAUAUUAAAAUAUGUGCAGAUAUUUUGUGCUUGCAAAGUGCAGUUGUUGCCUUUGGUUUCUCACCAUAACUGUGAUUCUGGCUUAAUCUUGAGUUUUUUUUUUUUUUUUUUCAUUUUUGUAUAUCUAUCCAGUUGGUUUGCAGUUUUGGAUAAGACUUUGUGAAUCUGAUGCACGUUUUAAUACUAUGUACCUACGCGUUGUUUUAUCUAUGGUGUCAAAUCGAAGAAAGUGUAAAACCAUAGAUGUUACAAAGUUCUUAGAUAUGUCUUUCUGUUCUGUGGACCGCUGGUUUAGUAGUAGAAACUGCCCAGCUGUAGUACAACCCCAGAGGGCCCACAGUUUUCCCAUAGAGAUGUUAAAGUGACAUGCUUCAAGAGUGUGUGUUAGCUAUGUAGAGAAUAUACUUGUUGUUCUAUGAUGCUGUAGUUUGUAGACAUACUCAGUGUGCUGUAGCUGUAGCUAAUAGCGUUGUGUAGGUGUGCGUUUUAUUAUUGUGUUGUAGCUGUGUUGUGUUACUGUCCUCCUUGGUUACUACCAGUCACUCCAUUUGAAUCAUUUGUCUUGUCAUUGUUGUCUGCUUGUCUUCUUGCCAAGGGAAUGCCACCAAUCUCUUGUUGCCAUGCAAAGACAUUCUCCUGUCUUGUUACCUGAUAAGAAAAAAAACAUCAUCAUUGUCUUGUAGCUAUUGGAAUAUGCUCACUUUUGUCUGUUUGCUGGUUGCUGUCGGAUGAUCUGCCCCCUGGUCUUGUUGCUAUAAGACAUCCUAUCCAGUAGAGGGCAGAGUAAUAUAGUGUCAGAUGUAACACUGGUAAGCAUAUGUGCUGUUGCCUUCUCCUGCAUCAUGUCAUAUCUCAGAAUGCACAAUGACCUCUGCAUGGAGGGUCAUACUAAUCAAAGCAAACCGUGAUCAUAAAGAUGUAUUUUUGUGUGUCAAAUCUGAUGCAAGUUUUAGAAACAGUCACGUGUUGAAAUAAAAUUAUUUUGUAACAUGA
Messenger RNA from Anguilla anguilla (European eel), 4551 nucleotides. RefSeq names its product KIAA0513 ortholog. The transcript is spliced from 13 exons. The record is from RefSeq and is a predicted model, not a curated record. The coding region runs from base 329 to 1606 and encodes 425 amino acids. Lineage: Eukaryota; Metazoa; Chordata; Actinopteri; Anguilliformes; Anguillidae.